AGUUUAGGAAUCUUGUCAACACGUGUUGAAAAACAUUUUUGGGAUAUUAAGUUAACUUGCAGUUAAAGUUAAGAAAAAUGUCGGUGUUACAACGUGUGGUCAAACCUUUCACACGUAAAGGAAAAAAAGUGUUAAUGAAGAGAGAGCCGCAGAUUAUUGAAGGACCCAAAAAAGCUGUAUUUUUUCAAGGAAGGAAAUGUUCUGAGAAACUAAGAAGACUUCUGAAGGAUAUGUAUGAUAUUAAAAAACCAGAUUCUCUUAUGCUAAACAAAAAAAAUGAUAUUACUAUCUUUGAAAAUGUAACUCCUGUGGAGAAUAUUUGCAAGAAACAUGAAACUCCAGUGUUUUUGAUGGGAUCUCAUAGUAAAAAAAGACCUGAUAAUCUAGUAAUUGGUAGAAUGUUUAAUUAUAGUUUAUUAGACAUGAUAGAAUUAUAUGUAGAAUCUUUUGAAGGCUUGAGAGAAUUUGCUGCCUCCAAAAUAUCUUUGGGUACAAAGCCUGUUUUAAUAUUUAAUGGGCUACAAUGGGAACAAACAGAUAAAAUGAGACAUUUAAAGUCAAUUUUCAUAGAUUUUUUCCAUAGAGAAACUGUAGAUGCAGUUAGGUUGCAGGGAAUAGAGCAUACUAUUAGUCUCAAUGCAACUUCAGAAGGCAAGAUUUUACUUAGGUCAUACAAAGUUUUGCUUAAGAAAUCUGGGUGUAGAACACCACGGGUAGAACUGGAAGAAAUUGGUCCUCGUGUAGAUUUUGCACUCAGACGCACUAGGCUACCAACUGAAGAUUUAAUAAAGGAAGCAUGCCGCAAACCUAGGGAAUUGAAGGUCAUCAAAAAGAAGAAUAUCAGCACAGAUAAGCUGGGAACCACUCAUAGCACAAUCCAUGUUGGCAAACAAGAAAUAAACAAAUUACAAACCCGUAAAAUGAAGGGACUUAAGAAGACUCCAGUAGAGAAAAAAGCAGAAAGGGCAGCCAAAAAGAGGUCAAUAAAAGUAAAUAAGGAAGAAAUAGAACCAGUUAAAAAACAAAAAAGGGGUUAGCAAUUUUAUGAAUAAAAUAUUGUUAUUUUGUGCAUAUUAAUUUAAGUUUUUUAAACUGUAAUUAUAUUAAGUUUAUUAUUUAAUUUUAUCAACAACAAAACAAGGACUGUAAAUAUAGGUACAUAAUGUUACGUAUGUACCCUGUUUAUUAAAAUAUUAAUGAAAAUAUUUUUAGAUUACUUGGACUGUACAUAACAUUAUUUUAAGAAAUAAAC
This is a messenger RNA of Brassicogethes aeneus, 1252 nucleotides long. NCBI's taxonomy places the organism in Eukaryota, Metazoa, Arthropoda, Insecta, Coleoptera, Nitidulidae. The record is from the annotation of a GenBank genome assembly.